AAAUUGGUUGAAUAAUAUUAUGUUACAUAUUAUAAACGAUUAAAGUAAUAAUUUGUAGCCAAUAGCAUAAUUAUGAUGAGUACCUGUAUAGAUUAAAAAAAACCGGAGACUUGCACCUAUAGGCGUUUUUAUUAUUGCUAUUUUUAAUGUUUGUAAAAAACUGACUUGUCCGUUGUAGAUAAUUUUAACAUUAAAACUUGAGAAAUUUAUAUAAUUCUUUAAAUGUUUAGAACAAAAAUGUUUGUGUUUUUUGUCACUUGAUAUUCAUUAAUUUAUUUCACAAAAGAAUAAAAAGAUCACUAUACUUGGGAUAUAUAAAAAAAAAAAAUCAUAUAUCUACAUAGUACGCAAAUGUUAUAAUCAAAAUGAUGCAAAUUCGGCAAUAUUCACUCAUGAGAAGGGUUUCAUGCUGCGAUUUUAUCGUGUAUUUACUGAUUUUGUCAGAAUUGCAAAAUAUCACAUCACAAAAAAAUCUACCUAAAAAAACGGGAACUAAAUCUCCCGGUGUAGGCUUACACGUGUGUGUGAUCGUGCACGAGCGUGUGUGUGUAUACAUGUGAGUGCAUGUACGUGUGUGUGGUAUGUGUAUGCCAUUAUUGACUAGUACAUUUUUUUUUCGAAACAGUGGCUUCCCUUUCUAACUUCCAGGUUCUGUUUUUUCCAAUACUGUUUUUUCUUUAUUAUUAUUUUUUUAUGUUUUUUAUGUAAAUAAACUUGUUCGUGUCGUCUUUGUCUGUUUUUUCUUUCAUUUUACGUGUUCUCUUCGUGUAAAAUUAGCGACCAGUUGAAAUUCGAACCCGUAAUAUCUAGAUCUCCCGUCCACUGCUCGUUUUGCUCCGCGCCUAUGGAAAAAUACCCCACGAGAGGCGCAUUGUUCUUCUUUCGUAAAAAGAAACCUCCUCUACACUCCCACUACACAUAAUCCGUUAAGAGGGAUGACUAAGUACUGAAUAAGAGGCGAUGCUAGUGCGGUUAUGGUUGGCGGUAUUAAUGGCCGAGUUGUUAACGGUGAUCGCCUUCAAACCGCUGGAGGCAAAUUUAACACGCGAUGGACCUAUAACGAAAUCAAUGCUUGUUAUACCUCAUGAUUUCGAUCACAUUGUGCCAGUAACCAAAUCUCGAACAAAGUUUCACAUUUUGAUACCCCAAGACUCCGACCGAAAUCUGUCCGUGACCGUCACGCCGUCAUGCAACUCCGUGCUCAACUGGGACUUGAAGUUUAUACCUUUAACACGAUUUAACCAAACAGUUGUCAUAUUAUGGAAUAAUAAUAAGUCGAGUGAUAUAGGAAGGUUACUCAUAGAAUAUACGGGUGUAUCCAUACCUGUCACAUAUGAUCAUGGCAAAGCGAAUAGAGGUCUUUACGUCAUAUCAGCCCAAACGGAAACUGGUGACGAUUCAAAUGUUAUGUUUUACGUUGGGCUAAAACAAAAAUCACAAAAAAAGCAAUUCGGCUACCGUCCGAAUGGAAUAAGGAUCAAAAAAGGUGGUCAAAAAAUUUAUUUAAGAUGGAAUCUAAGCCAUAUAGAUCAUCAUUUAAUGAAGUACAGCCUUGUAGUCAGUUCAUCAAAAAUAUACACGACGAUUUGCGAAGCUGAACAUCGUUUGGAAGAAAAACAAAAGACAAAUUUUUCUUAUUCUGAUGAUGAUUUACGACUUGACGAUAGAUUAGAGAUACAUCAUCUGGGAUUUAACACAAGCUAUACAUUGAAUGAUUUAAUUUAUGAUGAAACGUACUAUUUUACUGUAUUUGUAUUGCAUGGACCUCAUAUAGCUACACAUCAUGCCAACGCUACAUACAAAUUUCAGAAGUCCAAACCCAUUGGAUUAAAAGAUGCAAAGCCCAGAAUGAUCAACCUGAGGGCUCAAAAUGGAAAAGCAUCCUUCAGGUACAAGGUAGGGAAUAAUAGGCAGUUGGAAAAUGAUGGCCCUCCCAAUACAUUAUAUUGGUACGUCAUGCCAUGCGAUGGGGUGGUAUACGUUGAAAUUCGUUGUCGAAAAACGUUAUUAAUAAAUAAAAGAGUUUUUGGUUACGAGAAAUUUAUCUUAAACAACACUAAGAUUGGAGAAAGAUACGUGUUAAAAGUGGAAUCCGUGUCUGUAGACGAGACUCAACGCAUCAGAUCAAUUGAGGUAAUGGCCACCGUACGACCAACGAUGAUUCAAAUGCCAGACAUGCCGAGUGAUCUAAGUAUCCAACAAUAUGUCGAACCGGAUGAUUGCCAAUCAGUAAAGAUCGGCUGGUUAUCAGCCAACUCAUUGACUGAUUUAAAAUAUUGCGUGUACGUACAGGAGAAUAGUAACAGCUUAGAAAGUUUAGAUUUUUCAGUUAAGCCAGAUCAGUGCAAAGUGCGGUAUGGCAAAAGUAGGAGGAGUGAUGCAUCUAAUAAUUAUCGGACGAAAACUCGAUGCUACAUUGGAGAAAAGGGGAUGGUUUUAGUAGAAAAGAUACUCAAGCUUAAACCAUUAACAACCUACACAAUUCAAGUUACAGUUACUAAACCAAGAGGAAGAACAUUAUCGUACGAUUUACUAAGGUUGGACACAAACUCGUGUGGGUUAAACUAAAAGACUAUUUGUAACACUUUUGCUGAAAACCAACAAAAGCUAUUCAUCCAUCAUUAUUGACAAAAAUGUUGACGAUCGGCAUAUUCGUUUCGUUAUCUUCUUCAUCCUGUAAAUUGUAAUCCUUCAUAGUAUUAUUACGUUUAAAUACUUUAUGUCGUAACUAUUUUGUAGAUUUUAUUAUUGUUACUAUUAAUUUUUAUUAUCUAUAUUUAUUGAAAAUAAAAUUGACUUCCAAGAACUUA
Molecule: messenger RNA, 2810 nt
Organism: Rhopalosiphum padi (bird cherry-oat aphid)
Lineage: Eukaryota; Metazoa; Arthropoda; Insecta; Hemiptera; Aphididae
Gene: nord
Product: protein NDNF
Exons: 9
Coding region: 961-2568 (535 amino acids)
Source: RefSeq, a predicted model, not a curated record